GCGAUGCCAACGGAGAUAGAGAGAGAGAGAUUCUUAAAAUAAACUCCCCUUUUCGUGGCUUAGAGAGAGAGAGAGGAGAGAGAAACUUCCUCUUCUCUCCCCAUUUCGAGCACGUUCUCUCUCCUUGUGGUGGAGGAGAAGAGGAGGAAACCCUAAUCGCCGAGAAAAAGAGUGAGCGAAAAUAGGAGGGGAAACGAUUACGAGGAGGAGGAGAUCGAGAAAACCCUAGCUAUGGAGGUCGGCGAAUGAACUAGGGUUCUUAAUCCGUGGCGUCCUAGUCCUCAACAUUUUCCCAGUCCACCUCUCUCUUAGUUAAGGUCUCGUAUUUCAACCAUGGCCGCUUCAAUCGCCGCCUCCGCGUUCUUCCCCACCACAUCUUCAUCCCCCUCCUCUUUGUCGAAGAAGAAUGCAAUUGGCGAAGGCCCCGACAGUGUAGAUCUCCGUGGGAUUGCGUCCCGGCCCAACUCCUCUUCGCGGGCCAUGCAGGUGAAGGCGCAGGCCCAAUCCGUCCCCAAGAUCAACGGCACCAAGGUCGAGGAAGAAGCGCCGUCGUCUGGCCCAAGAACAUUCUACAACCAGCUCCCUGAUUGGAGCAUGCUUCUCGCCGCCAUCACCACCAUCUUCUUGGCAGCGGAAAAGCAGUGGACCCUCCUCGAUUGGAAGCCCAAGCGUCCUGACAUGCUUGCCGACGCCUUUGGGUUCGGGAAGAUCGUUCAGGAUGGGCUUGUGUUUAGACAGAACUUUUCGAUUAGGUCGUAUGAGAUUGGGGCCGACCAAACGGCUUCUAUAGAGACUUUGAUGAAUCAUUUACAGGAAACGGCGCUUAAUCAUGUGAGGAGUGCCGGGCUGCUGGGAGAUGGAUUUGGUGCUACGCCGGAGAUGACCAAAAGGAACUUGAUCUGGGUUGUCAGUAAAAUCCAGGUCAUUGUUGAUCAUUAUCCAUCAUGGGGAGAUAUUGUCGAAGUAGAUACAUGGGUAGAUGCUUCAGGAAAAAAUGGGAUGCGUCGAGAUUGGCAUGUUCGUGACUUCAACACUGGCCAAACUAUCUUGAAAGCUACAAGUGUUUGGGUCAUGAUGGACAAGUUAACUAGGAAAUUGAAAAGAAUACCGGAAGAAGUAUUAGCUGAAAUAGGCCCAUAUUUUCUUGGGCGCAAUGCUAUAGUGGAUGAGGACAGUAAAAAGUUGCCAAAGGUUCGCCCGAAGGCUGAGGUGGAGGGGGGCGCCGAUAAAACUGCUCCCAGCUAUGUCCGCAAGGGUUUGACUCCUCGAUGGGGCGACCUGGACGUGAACCAGCACGUGAAUAAUGUCAAAUACAUUGGCUGGAUUCUUGAGAGUGCUCCAAUCUCAAUGCUGGAGAAGCACGAGCUGGCAAGCAUCACGUUGGAUUAUAAGAGGGAGUGUCGGAGAGACAGCACGCUCGAGUCCAUCACCACCGUACACUCCGACUCUGCUGAUGGUGAAUCAGCAGAAACUUCCAUUCAGUGUGAGCAUCUGCUGCAGCUGGACUCCGGGCCGGCGAUCGUGAAGGCCCGGACCAUGUGGAGGCCCAAGAAAGCCCAUAUCGAAGAGGACAUAGGAAUAACUUCUGCUGAGGGUGCUUAAAAAUGACUUUGGUAAAGAAUUAGAACAACUUGCUGGUGAGAUCAGUUCAAAAACCAAAAAAAAAAAAAAAAAAAAAAACCAGCUAGAAUUGGAGGGGAGGGGGUGAGGGGAUUAGAGACAAGUUCCUCUUUUAAACUUCGACAUCUCGAGUUGUCUAUGUAGAAAGAGAGUGGGGAGGGCGCGGGAUUGUUGUUGCUUGUGUGUAAGUUUAUCCUUCUUUUAUUCUUUCCUAUCCUCUUUUUCUUUUUCUUUUUUUCCUUUUACUUUUUUUUUUAACCGUCCUCGACUAUUCUUGGGAACCGAAAAAAUGGAUGCCUGUAAUAUGUAAGUAUUAAAUUUCAUGCAGCUGUUUUAAGUUUUGUGCGUUGGACUAGCCUUUACUACUUGGCUGGUGGAGCGUGAUGAAUGUAGUAAUCAAUUUCAAAAUAAUACUUGUAAUUUUAGUUGUGUAGUGUUCAAAAUUUCAAA
Ananas comosus (pineapple) is the source of this 2070-nucleotide messenger RNA. Its product is annotated as palmitoyl-acyl carrier protein thioesterase, chloroplastic-like. NCBI's taxonomy places the organism in Eukaryota, Viridiplantae, Streptophyta, Magnoliopsida, Poales, Bromeliaceae. Gene Ontology annotation, molecular function: fatty acyl-[ACP] hydrolase activity; acyl carrier activity. Gene Ontology annotation, biological process: fatty acid biosynthetic process. The coding region runs from base 334 to 1602 and encodes 422 amino acids. The transcript is spliced from 7 exons. The record is from RefSeq and is a predicted model, not a curated record.